AUGAAGAGGCGAAAUGCCGAAUCCGGCAAGAUGCGGCGCCCCGUAAAGCGCAACAAACUCAACGAAGGAAUGUAUGGAAAUUCUCUGUUGUAUUUGAAGUUCAUAAUGCUUUGGGCAACAGUGGUCUUGGCUGACUAUAUGCUGGAGUUCAGAUUUGAAUUCUUGUGGCCCUUCUGGAUGAUGAUCAAAUCAGUUUAUGAUUCAUUCAAAUACCAUGGUGUUGCAUCUUCAGUGUUCUUCAUAUGUAUAGCAUUGACAUCCGACAUGAUAUGUUUCUUUUUUGUACCACUAGAGUAUGUGUUCUUUGCUGCUAGUACCUAUGUAUGGGUACAGUAUGUGUUGUACACAUUCGCAGACAAAGGCAUAUGCCUGCCAACAGUGGCGCUGUGCUGCCUGGUGGUGUACUCGGAGGGCGUGGUGCGCGCGCGCACGGUGCCGCUCGAGCUGUGGCGCCCGCUGGCGGCGCACUGCCUCGGCUACCCCGUGCUGUCACUCGGGUUUGGUGUUAAGGCGUAUGUGGGACAACGCCUGAGGCUCAGGCGGCAGAGGCAGGUGCGCGCAGAGAAUGAGUUUUACUUUCAGUUGUUGCGAGAUGCAUUGCCAGAGAGUGCACUGUUAGAGAAUGCUCAAAAGGAAGAGUGUAAGGCGGAGUACACGAGCGGGCCGGCGGCGGACGCGCGCCACAUGAACGGCUCGGUGCGGCGCCGCUGCGCGCGCGACCACAACGGCGUGUGCGUCGCGGAACACCCCAUACAAGUUAAGUUAGAUAAGCUAGAGAGGAACGGCACGAAGGACAAGGCGCCGCGCGCGCCCUACAGCAACGGCGCCGCCGGCGGGCCCGGCGCGCCCGACGCGGACGACCGCACCGACGCAAAGGGCGGCGGAAAGCCGGUGAAGUGUGAAAAGAAAGAGGCUAGUACUGUAAGAGAAGACAAGAAAAAACAUAAAAAUAAAGAUAAGGAUAGCAGCGAUAGUCAUAAGAGUACAGAACAAACAAAAGAAUUUGUAGUUAAAGAAAAAGAAGUAGAAAGUACAAAAGAGUGUGUAAAGAGUAAUAAAGAUAGCAAUAGUCACAAAGAAAAAGAGAAAGAUAAAAGAGAAGAAAAAGGAAAAAUAAAAGAAGAAGAGGUUAAAGAACGUGAAAAAUGGUUAAUGGUUUCCUACUGCGAGUUGACAGAGGAACUGAAACGUGUACGAGAGGAGCUGACCGCGGCGAGGAGUAGUGAGGCGGAGGCGCGCCGGGCGCUGGCCGCGAGACCCGCUCUGCCCACCAGUGAACGUGUGGCGCUAGAGCGGCGGCUGAGUGAGGAGAGGCGCGCGCGGGCCGCCGCCGAGCACCAGCUGCAGCGCGCGCGCUCCGCAGCCUCGCGCGCGCCCACGGGCGAGUGCGACAACGAGUGGUGCCGGUCGCGGCGCGGCGCGCACGAGGCGGACGCGGCGGCGGCGCGGCGCGAGCUGCAGCGCGCGCGCGACCGCGCCGCGCUGCUGCAGCGCGACCUCGCGCUCAAGACCGACCAGGUGCGGUCGCUGGAGGCGCGCGCGGCGCGCGCGGACGAGGGCGGGUCGCGGCUGGCGGCGUGCGCGGCGCUGCAGGAGCGCGCCGCCUACCUCGAGCGCUCGCUCUCCGCCGAGACGCGCGUCAAGCUCGACCUGCUCUCCGCGCUCGGCGACGCCAAGCGACACAUGCAGAUACAGGAGGGUUUAAUAUCGAGACAAGAAAAAGAAAUAGAAGAACUAAAAGCUCAAAUGCUCGCAGUGAUGCCAACAGAAUUCGUCACACCAGUGAGUGGCACCGUGUCCAAACUACGACUAUCUGACGGCUCCCCGUUAGACCCUAACGCGUCCGUCUAUACUCCAAAACAGCUCUGCUCAGACGCC
Molecule: messenger RNA, 1878 nt
Organism: Brenthis ino (lesser marbled fritillary)
Lineage: Eukaryota; Metazoa; Arthropoda; Insecta; Lepidoptera; Nymphalidae
Source: the annotation of a GenBank genome assembly